Molecule: messenger RNA, 1335 nt
Organism: Mycena citricolor
Lineage: Eukaryota; Fungi; Basidiomycota; Agaricomycetes; Agaricales; Mycenaceae
Source: the annotation of a GenBank genome assembly
GUUUGCCUCGCUCAUAUGCCAUUCUCUUGCAACUAGCGGUUACAUCAUAGAUGCUAUGACGUCAACACAUGCUCUACCAAACGACUCCUCAUCACCGCGAUAAGCAGCAAACCUGGAGGCGCGAGAGAAGUUUGGCGCGAUGAAGACACCGUUGCCUGCAGGCCUCAAAUCAGUCCGCGGUGGGCAAUAUAGGAGAUCUAGAGGACUGCGCAUCCGUGACUGCCACCAAUGCAGUCUUUACUGAGAACGUCCACCGCGUCAUUGCGACCAGCCAUCCUCCGGCAAGGCCUCCGUGGGUAUGCGUCAGAAGCCGCCCCCGCGAAGAAAAAUAGUGCUCUGCCCAUGACCCUCGCUCUGGGGGGUCUGGCUGGGCUAGGACUCUAUACCUAUCUUAGUCGGACUGCGCCGCCUCUUGAGCCUAAUGUCCUCAAGCCGGACGAGUUCAUCCAGCUGCCCUUGAAGAAAAUCAUUCCCUACAACCACAACUCGUCAACCUUCAUUUUCGAACUUCCUGCUAACACCUCCUCGAAGCUCCCUGUCGCGUCUUGUCUCGUAGUCAAAGCAAGCGACCCUGAGGCUCUCAAGGAUAAAAAGGGCAACCCCGUCAUUCGGCCUUACACACCGUUGUCUGGCGCGGACAAUACCGGCGAACUGGCUUUGCUGGUCAAGAAGUACGAGACCGGAACUAUGUCCAAGUAUUUCCACGAACUCAAGGUCGGAGACACAGUCGACUUCAAGGGUCCCAUUGGCAAGUUCCCGUACAAGGAGAACGAGUUCGAGGAAGUUGCCCUGAUCGGCGGUGGCAGCGGCAUCACUCCUCUCUACCAGGUCAUGACCCAUGCUCUGUCUAGCAACUCGAACACGACCAAGUUCAAGCUGCUUUUCUCCAACGUCACUGAGGAAGACAUCUUGUUGCGCGAGAACCUGGACGCUCUCGCCAAGAAGUAUCCCCAGAAUCUCGAGGUCGUCUACCUCCUGGACAAGCCCGCUCCCGAAUGGAAAGGUCUUACGGGAUUUAUCAACGCUGACGUGAUCAAGAAAUUCGUGUCGCCUCCGACUGCGAAGACUAUGAUUAUGGUCUGCGGACCUCCCGGCCAGGUGGCUGCGAUUGCUGGAAAGAAGGCAGGGUACCAGCAGGGUGAAUUGGGCGGUGUGCUCAAGGAGCUGGGCUACUCAGCGGAGCAGGUUUUCAAAUUUUAGAUCGCGGAGAAUAAUUUCAGUAGAAGCGUAGUACCAGUGCAAGAUCUGUGUCUGCAGCGAGAUCAAACAAUGUCACGAGAAUUGUGUCACCUUUGGUACCUCCAGGUGCAGCUUCUCAUAGAAUCCGACUGUCGA